Manis pentadactyla (Chinese pangolin) is the source of this 3169-nucleotide messenger RNA. It is a transcript of the gene MSH2, whose product is annotated as mutS homolog 2. The record is from RefSeq and is a predicted model, not a curated record. The transcript has 16 exons. Bases 94 to 2898 code for a protein of 934 amino acids. Lineage: Eukaryota; Metazoa; Chordata; Mammalia; Pholidota; Manidae. Gene Ontology annotation, biological process: somatic recombination of immunoglobulin genes involved in immune response; mitotic recombination; mismatch repair. Gene Ontology annotation, cellular component: nucleus; MutSalpha complex. Gene Ontology annotation, molecular function: mismatched DNA binding; ATP-dependent DNA damage sensor activity; ATP binding.
CGCCGCAAGGGGCUGAGGGAGGGGAGGCGGGAAGCGGCUUAGUGGGCGCGGGGUCGCGCAGUUCCCUCUGGCGAGCGCUGAGGAGCUUGCGAAAUGGCGGUGCAGCCGAGGGAGAUGCUGCAGCUGGAGAGCGCGGCCGAGGUCGGCUUCGUGCGCUUCUUCCAGGGCAUGCCGGAGAAGCCGGCCACCACGGUGCGCCUUUUCGACCGCGGCGACUUCUACACGGCGCACCGUGAGGACGCGCUGCUGGCCGCCCGGGAGGUGUUCAAGACCCAGGGGGUGGUUAAGUACAUGGGGCCGGCAGGAGCAAAGACUCUGGAGAGCGUUGUGCUUAGUAAAAUGAAUUUUGAGUCUUUUGUAAAAGACCUUCUUUUGGUUCGUCAGUAUAGAGUUGAAGUUUAUAAGAAUAGAGCUGGAAAUAAGGCCUCCAAGGAGAAUGAUUGGUAUUUGGCAUUUAAGGCUUCUCCAGGUAAUCUUUCUCAGUUUGAAGACAUUCUCUUUGGUAACAAUGAUAUGUCAGCUUGCAUUGGAGUUGUGGGCAUUAGAAUGUCUACUGUUGAUGGCCAAAGACAGAUCGGAGUUGGGUAUGUUGACUCCAUACAGAGGAAACUAGGGCUGUGUGAGUUCCCUGAUAAUGAUCAGUUCUCAAAUUUGGAGGCUCUUCUGAUACAGAUUGGACCAAAAGAAUGUGUUUUACCAGGAGGAGAGACUUCUGGAGACAUGGGAAAACUGAGGCAGGUUAUUCAGAGAGGAGGAAUUCUGAUCACAGAAAGAAAAAGAGCUGACUUUUCUACAAAAGAUAUUCAUCAAGACCUCAAUCGGUUGUUGAAAGGCAAAAAGGGUGAACAGAUGAAUAGUGCUGUCUUGCCAGAAAUGGAGAAUCAGGUUGCAGUUUCUUCAUUGUCUGCAGUAAUCAAGUUUUUAGAACUCUUAUCAGAUGAUUCAAACUUUGGACAGUUUGAAUUGACUACUUUUGACUUCAGCCAAUACAUGAAAUUGGAUAUUGCAGCAGUUAGAGCCCUUAACCUUUUUCAGGGUUCUGUUGAAGAUACCACUGGCUCUCAGUCUCUGGCUGCACUGCUGAAUAAAUGCAAAACCCCUCAAGGACAAAGACUAGUUAACCAGUGGAUUAAGCAGCCUCUCAUGGAUAAGAACAGAAUAGAAGAGAGGUUAAAUUUAGUGGAAGCUUUUGUAGAAGAUGCAGAAUUGAGGCAGAGUUUACAAGAAGAUUUACUUCGUCGAUUCCCAGAUCUUAACCGACUUGCCAAGAAAUUUCAAAGACAAGCAGCAAACCUACAAGAUUGUUACCGAAUCUAUCAGGGUAUAAACCAACUCCCUAAUGUUAUUCAGGCUUUGGAAAAAUAUGAAGGAAAACACCAGCGAUUGUUGUUGGCAGUUUUUGUGACUCCUCUUAUUGAUCUUCGUUCUGAUUUCUCCAAGUUUCAGGAAAUGAUAGAAACAACUUUAGAUAUGGAUCAGGUGGAAAACCAUGAAUUCCUUGUAAAACCUUCAUUUGAUCCUAAUUUGAGUGAAUUAAGAGAAAUAAUGGAUGACUUAGAAAAGAAAAUGCAGUCAACAUUAGUAAGUGCUGCUAGAGAUCUAGGCUUGGAACCUGGCAAACAGAUCAAACUGGAUUCUAGUGCACAGUUCGGAUAUUACUUUCGUGUAACAUGUAAGGAAGAAAAAGUCCUUCGUAACAAUAAAAACUUUAAUACAGUAGAUAUCCAGAAGAAUGGUGUUAAAUUUACCAACAGUAAAUUGACUUCUCUCAAUGAAGAGUAUACCAAAAAUAAAACCGAGUAUGAGGAAGCCCAGGAUGCCAUUGUGAAAGAAAUUGUUAAUAUUUCUUCAGGCUACGUGGAACCAAUGCAGACACUCAAUGAUGUGUUAGCUCAGCUAGAUGCUGUUGUCAGCUUUGCUCAUGUGUCAAAUGGAGCACCUGUUCCAUAUGUACGACCUGUCAUUUUGGAGAAAGGACAAGGAAGAAUUACAUUGAAAGCAUCCAGACAUGCUUGUGUUGAAGUUCAAGAUGAAGUUGCAUUUAUUCCUAAUGAUGUUCACUUUGAAAAAGAUAAACAGAUGUUCCACAUCAUUACUGGCCCUAAUAUGGGAGGUAAAUCAACAUAUAUUCGCCAAACUGGAGUUAUAGUCCUCAUGGCCCAAAUUGGGUGUUUUGUGCCAUGUGAGUCAGCAGAAGUGUCCAUUGUCGACUGCAUCUUGGCCCGAGUAGGGGCUGGUGACAGUCAAUUGAAAGGAAUCUCCACAUUCAUGGCUGAAAUGUUAGAAACUGCUUCUAUUCUCAGAUCUGCAACCAAAGAUUCCUUAGUAAUCAUAGAUGAGUUGGGAAGAGGAACCUCUACCUAUGAUGGAUUUGGGUUAGCAUGGGCUAUAUCAGAGUACAUUGCAACAAAGAUUGGUGCUUUUUGCUUGUUUGCAACCCAUUUUCAUGAACUUACUGCUUUGGCCAACCAGAUACCUACUGUUAAUAAUCUACAUGUCACAGCACUAACCACUGAAGAGACCCUAACUAUGCUCUAUCAGGUGAAGAAAGGUGUCUGUGAUCAGAGUUUUGGGAUUCACGUUGCAGAGCUUGCUAAUUUCCCUAAGCAUGUCAUAGAGUGUGCUAAACAAAAAGCCCUGGAACUAGAGGAGUUUCAGAAUAUUGGAGAAUCACAAAGAUAUGAUGAAAUGGAACCAGUAGCAAAAAGGUGCUUUCUGGAAAGAGAGCAAGGUGAAAAAAUUAUUGAAGACUUUUUAUCCAAGGUGAAGCAAGUGCCCUUUACUGAAAUGUCAGAAGAAAACAUCAUAAUAAAGUUAAAACAGCUGAAAGCUGAGGUAAUAGCAAAGAAUAAUAGUUUUGUAAAUGAAAUCAUUUCACGAAUAAAAGUUACUACAUGAGACAGUCCCACCCAUGGAAUAAAGAUAGUAUUGUUAUUACUGUAACACUUUUGUAUUGUUUUAUAUUAAUCCCUUUUCCAUAGUGUUAGCUAUUGAUGCCCAUAUCAUAUCAACUUAAUAAAAUAUUUAGUAAUAUUUUGCUCUACCUGAAUACAUUGUCAAAGAUCUUUAAUUUGAAAAAUGAGAACUGUAACUGAUGAAUAUUUAAAUGGACAUGGAAAAAGUAGGCAACAUGUUGAAUUUUACAAAUAAAAUCAUGUAGUUCAUGGAA